AACAACAGCUAGUCAGCAACAUCGGUAGCUUGCUAACCAACAACCGAAACGUUAAAGGUCUUUAGACUGUUUUGGUGUAUAUUAUUCACUGUGUUUUAAACACACUGCUGUCGUGUCUUUGUGUUACCCCAUUUAAUUACAUGUUACGUUGUUUCAAGCAGACCCACAGGCUGGUUAAGUUAGCAAUAGCACUAAUUUAGGCUAGUCGCUAAUGUUAGCUAGCUAGCUAGCAUCUCCGACCAUGAGCUCACCCAGCUACUCUCUCCCUGCUAAGAAAGAGGUCUGCUGGACGAAGAAAGAGGGUAUGUGGCUAAAUAUUGUCGUGAAAGAAGAAAGUGAAGAGGAGAACGUCACAGUAAAAAACGAAAUAGAAGGUGAGGAUGAUACAUUGAAAGAAGAAGAGAAAGACGUUUCAGUGAAAGAAGAGGAGGACGCAUUCAGAGGGAAAGAGGAUGGUGCCGUUUUUGGAGUGAAGGAGGAAGGGGAGAUUACUGUCACAUUGAAUGAGGAAGAUGAGACAGGAGAUCUGAUUAACACCAGAGUGAAACCAGACUCUCACUCUGACUACGGGAUGCGUCCUUCAGUGGAACCAGGCCCAAAGACGUCCAAACCUGCAAGACCACACCAUUGCUCCCAGUGUGGAAAGAGUUUUACUAAGUUACGAAACCUAAAAGAGCAUGAGAGGACCCACACAGCAGAAAAGCCUUUCCAAUGUUUGCAGUGUACAAAGAGUUUCUGCUGGUUAGGGAAGCUAAAAGUACAUGAGAGAAUACACACAGGAGAAAAGCCUUACCACUGCUCUCAGUGUGGAACAAGUUUUACCCAAUUAGGGACCCUAAAAACACAUGAGAAAAUACACUCUGGAGUGAAGCCUUACAACUGCUCUCAGUGUGGAACUAGUUUUACCCGGUCAAGGGACCUGAAAGAGCAUGAAAGAAUACACACAGGAGAGAAGCCUUACCACUGCUCACAAUGUGGAAAAACUUUUACCUGGUUAGGUAGCUUGAAAACGCAUGAGAGGACACACACAGGUGAGAAGCCUUACCACUGUUCCCACUGUGGAAAGAGCUUUCCCCUAUUAGGGAAUCUGAACAACCACGAGAGAACGCACACGGGAGAGAAGCCUUACCACUGCUCCCAUUGUGGAAAGGGUUUUGGACAAUUGGGGCAUCUAAAAGUGCAUGAAAGAACACACACAGGAGAGAUGCCUUACCAGUGCUCCCAUUGUGAAAAGGGUUUUGGACAAUUGGGGCAUCUAAAAGUGCAUGAAAGAACACACACAGGGGAGAAGCCUUACCAAUGCUCCCAUUGUGGAAAGGGUUUUACCCAAGUAGGGAGCCUGAAAACACAUGAAAGAACACACACAGGAGAGAAGCCUUACCAAUGCUCGCAUUGCGGAAAGGGUUUUACCCAGUUAGGGAGCUUGAAAUCACAUCAGAGGAUACAUACACGGGAGAAGAAGACCCCAGGAAGGGCAGCUGCUGCCUCAGCAGCAGCUAAUUUGAGUCCAUAAUAAAAAAUUCUAAAAUAUAAUACUCCCAGUGUGGAAAUAGUUUUGGACAAUUAGAGCCCCUGAAAUCACAUGAGCUACUAGAGGCUGUGUUCUGAGUUAUGUUUUUGACUGAGAAAGUGUUUUUGUUCAUGCCACAUGAAACUUAAUUGUCUGAAAGAUGUUUUUUUUCCAUCACAAAUUUGAUUAAAAUGUUAAAAUGUGUAUUUUAUUUUGAUUAUAAACUUUGAUUGAUUAGAUACAAGUAUAAACCUUUAGAUAUUGCUUGAUAUAUCAAAUCAAAUUUAUUUAUAUAGCCCUUCGUACAUCAGCUGAUAUCUCAAAGUGCUGUACAGAAAUCCAGCCUAAAACCCCAAACAGCAAGCAAUGCAGGUGUAGAAGCACGGUGGUUAGGAAAAACUCCCUAGAAAGGCCAAAACCUAGGAAGAAACCUAGAGAGGAACCAGGCUAUGUGGGGUGGCCAGUCCUCUUCUGGCUGUGCCGGGUAGAGAUUAUAACAGAACAUGGCCAAGAUGUUCAAAUGUUCAUAAAUGACCAGCAUGGUCAAAUAAUAAUAAGGCAGAACAGUUGAAACUGGAGCAGCAGCACGGCCAGGUGGACUAGGGACAGCAAGGAGUCAUCAU
Messenger RNA from Oncorhynchus masou masou (cherry salmon), 2133 nucleotides. Its product is annotated as zinc finger protein 883-like. The record is from RefSeq and is a predicted model, not a curated record. The transcript is spliced from 2 exons. Lineage: Eukaryota; Metazoa; Chordata; Actinopteri; Salmoniformes; Salmonidae. Gene Ontology annotation, cellular component: nucleus. Gene Ontology annotation, biological process: regulation of gene expression. Bases 242 to 1513 code for a protein of 423 amino acids.